CUCUCUCCUGCCAGCACAAGCAAGCACAGCCAGCAGCCACUCACAACUAUGCUCUUGGAGGAAGAAACAGAUGUUCUUCCUGUUGCUGAAACUGUCAUGAGAAAACAUUUCCAAACGCUCUGUGCUGCUUUAAACUUGUAGGGAAAUGUGUGAUGAGGAAUGACAGAGUGUCUUAAGAGCCAGCCUACACAUACAGAUUAACUUUUCAUAAGAAGGCUGCGAUAAAAUGCCCUGCUGGGAGCUGGCUGUGACUCCCGAGAAACAUGUCUCGGAUCGGAUCAUGCACUGCAGACUCGGGAGCUCGGAUCGAUCCACACAUUCUGUACCGCUGAGACAUGGCAUCCAACAUUCCAUUCUGUGCUUUUUUAAAAUUUCAUUGGAAUCUAUCUGUCUAUUUUAUUGCAACAUGUACACAACUCUGGAUGGAAGGACUCAUUUAUCCUACAAAAACGGAUCUGCUAUCCAUACAGCAUCCAUUUGCAUUUCAGUCUUCUGCAAACCUCCACCACCACCACCACCACCACCACCACCCAUUCAACCCGCACCUUUCCCUCUCCGUGGCUCUCCCGGAACUUUGUGGGGACUUGGCAACACAGACGGAGGCUGUUUUUGGCUCCAGAACAAACUCUCGGUGCCGGAGCGAGCAAGGAGAAACGAAAUUGGAGAUCAGAGCUGUCAUGUCUUGUAAUGUUUCUUGCUGGGUCACCUUUCCUUCCAGAGCAUGAUUUUUAAGGAUUUGACUUUGGGGUAUUGAUUUUGAUUUUCCUUGGGGGUUCCCCCCCCCCGCCAUGUUGAUUUCACUUCUCUUCUGCCAAGCAGGAGUCACCUUCAGCUUUUGGCAGGGCUGGUCCUUCCAUGAGGCGAGGUGAGGCCAUUGCCUCAGGCCUCAGAUUGUGUGGGUGGCAGAGAAGACGGCAAGAGUGGUGGCCUCUGCCACCAUCAAAGCAGUUCUUCGGGCCCUCUCCGACUCUCGCAGGCUGCCUUCCUCACAGUCCUCGCCAAGAAGCACGAGAAGAAGCUGCUCGCAACCCUCCUCGCCCCGUUUCCAAAACUUGCAAGGAAAUGAAAGCCCCCACCAGGGCCAUGGCGGCAAGGCAGCAUCUGGCGCAUAUACACAAGGCACCACACACCCUUGGACUGCCAUGCUUUGGGGGCAGGAAGCUUAUCGGCCAUUCUGUGUCCGGCAAUGUUGACAACGGCAGUUGACCUGCUCCUCCCGGAUCAAGGCAGCCCCCUUGAAUUCAGCGGGGCUUACUCCCAGCUAAGUGGGUAGAGGACUGCAGCUAUUGGCCUCCAACCCAAGAAGAAGUCUUCCAAACUCCCCUGGCAGGAGGAGGAAGAAAAACGGAGUUCUUUACCCAAAUAGAAGGUGGCUCUGAAUUCAAGACGGCCUGCUUAAAAAAUACAGGUUAAAGGAAGCGGACUCUGAAUUUCAGACUAUCCCCCCAAUUUCUAACAUCAAAGGACUCUGGGGGAAACCUUGAGCGGUUCUGGCACCGUGGAAACUACUGCGCAUGCAAUUCUGUGCUGGCCGAAAUAAAGCUCCAUCUAUCUUGAGCCCUUUCGCAUGAUCAGAAGCCUCGAAAUGCUUACCUCCUCUGCAGAUGAUCCUUUUCUUCUGGCUUGGUGAAGACGUUCUCCGGCUGCUACUGGCAGCCGGGAGAUUGGGGAGGCCGGAAGGCCCCGGAACACCCAUUAUUUAUACUCCCAGCGGUCUCAUCUCUCCUCGUUCACCAUGAAGUUAAUGGACAAGUUCCAUUCCCCCAAAAUAAAGCGGACGCCAUCCAAGAAGGGGAAGCAGCCCGACCUGGUGGAGAAAACACCGGAGAAGGUGGCGAACAAGAAUCUAACCUUCUUGGAAGAGAAGGAGAAGGAGGUCGUGAGUGCACUGCGGUAUUUUAAGACCAUCGUUGACAAGAUGGCGAUUGACAAGAAGGUGCUGGAGAUGCUGCCGGGAUCUGCCAGCAAAGUGCUGGAGGCCAUCUUGCCUCUCGUCCAGACCGACCAGCGGAUUCAACAGAGUUCGGCCAUCUCCUCCUGCUACAGCCGCGUGUACCAGAGUCUCGGGAAUCUGAUUCGUUGGUCGGAUCAGGUGAUGCUGGAGGGCGUGAACUCCGAAGACAAAGAGGUGGUGAACACCGUGAAAGGAGUCAUUAAGGCCGUGCUGGACGGAGUCAAGGAACUGGUCAAGCUCACGAUUGAGAAGCAGGAGCACCCGUCCCCCACAAGUCCAGUCAAACCCAGCUUACCUGCGUGUAAAUCUGACAGCCCGUCGGAGCUCCCCUUGACCGACCGCGAGAUGGAGAUUCUCAACAAGACGACCGGGAUGGCGCAGACGACGGAGACUCUGGCGGACUCCAUGGACGAAGAGGUCGCCCCCCCCAAGCCCCCACUUCCGUGCAUCCGGGUAGCUGAAAACAGUCCUCCUCCCGCAUUGCCGCCCAAGAAACGUCAGUCGGCACCAUCUCCUACGAGAGUAGCUGUGGUGGCACCCAUGAGCCGGACCACCAGCGGGUCCAGUUUGCCGAUUGGAAUAAACAGACAGGAUUUCGACGGCGACUGCUACGCUCAGCGGAGGCUGUCCGGCGGCAGCCAGUCCUACGGCGGGGAGUCCCCCCGCCUCUCCCCCUACAACAGCAUGGGCAAGCUCAGCAAGUCGGACGAGCAGCUCUCCUCGCUGGAGUGUGACAGUGGGCAGUGCUCCCGCAACACCAGCUGUGAAACCUUGGAUCAUUAUGACCCCGACUACGAGUUCCUGCAGCAGGACCUCUCCAACGCCGACCAGAUCCCCCAGCAGGCGCUUGGCCUCCUCAGCCCUUUGCCGGAGUCGCUGGGGGAGUCCGGCUCCCCCUUCCACGGACACACCUUCGCGCUGCCGGAGCACGGCAGCCCCCAGGUGGCCGAGAUCCCCCCCGCCCUGCCGGAGAAGAAGCGGAAGCACGCCUUCGACACGGCCGGCUGCAGGGUCUUGUUUGAGCGGCACCCCUCGCAGUACGACAACAUCUCGGAGGAGGACCUGCGCGGCUCGGCCCUGCUCCCGUCCUUCACCCCCUUUGCCGCCGUGCUGCCCUUCCAGCCAGGGAGCUCGCCGGCAGACUUCCUCGCCGACUUCGCCGCGCUGGACUCGGGGGGGGAUGCCGAGAAGCCGCCCCCUCUGCCGGAGAAGAAGAACAAACACAUGAUGGCCUACAUGCAGUUCGUCGAAGACUACUCUGAGCCUCAGCCUUCCAUGUUCUACCAGACGCCCCAGAACGAGCACAUCUACCAGCAGAAGAACAAGCACCUGAUGGAGGUCUACGGGUUCAACGACUCCUUCAGCAGCGCGGACUCCGGCCAGGACUUGGCCCCGCCUCCGGCCCUCCCGCCCAAACAGCGGCAGCUGGCCUCUUUUGCAGCCUCCUCCUUCUCUUCUGUCUCCUACUGUGUCCAGCCACCUAAAGUGCCCUUUGCCCCCGAGGAUCUCGGCACCACUCAAGGCCUCAGUAUGUCCGUCUCUAAUUCCUUCCUCCACCAGCACAGCUCCUUCCCUGUGCACUCGUACAAAUCGGUCUUCAGGUCUUAUUCCCAAGACUUUGUGCCUCGCCACCAAAUCUCCAUCCCUCCUUUCCUCUCAUCUUCCUCCUCCUCCUCCUCCUCUCCGCCGCUGCCUUUCCCGCCUGCGCACCAGCCUCCCAACUCUGACCUGGCGGCAGUGCCGGCCGCGGCCGGCCAGGCGCUCAGCACUGCGGAUGGGGCCACCUCCUCUUCUCAGGAGAGCAGCUUUAACGGGACGGCUUCUGUCUGCCUUCCUUCUGAAACCUCUUUCACUGACUCUCUGCAGACAUCUUCGAGUGAAAACGCUGGAGAGGAGGCUGGGGAGGGUGAAUACGUCAACCUCUAUUCCUCCGGCCAAAGCAACGGGGAACUCCCUCACUCUGAAGGAGAAUCGCCGGCAUUUAAAGAUGGCCUCCUCAAGGACUCUGCCUCGCUGAGCAGUGCCCCAGGGAAGGAGAAUCCAGAGGAAGGCGAAAGGUCGCAGAAGUCGCCAGAAUCCUUGGAGUCCUCCCAGCCGAAAGAAGAAGUCGAUGAACUAUCCCUGGUUGACCACAGUGAAAUCAUGGCCAGGCUGACCCUGAAGCAAGAGGGCGACGACGGGCCUGACGUGCGUGGCGGGUCGGGAGACAUUCUGCUGGUCCACGCGACAGAGACCGACAGGAAAGAUCUGGUGCUGUACUGCGAAGCCUUUUUGACCACUUACCGAACCUUCAUCUCCCCUGAAGAACUUAUCCAGAAGCUGCAAUACAGAUAUGAGAAGUUCUGCCACUGUCCCGACACGUUUAAGAAGCGGGUCAGCAAGAACACCUUCUUCGUCCUGGUCCGAGUGGUCGACGAACUCUGUUUGGUGGAGCUGACAGAGGAGAUCCUCAAACUGCUCAUGGACCUCGUCUUCCGUUUAGUCUGCAAUGGGGAGCUCAGCCUCGCCAGGGUCUUGCGCAAAAACAUCCUCGACAAAGUUGAUCAGAAGAAAAUGCUGCGAUACACCAACUCCAUCAAACCUCUUGCGGCCCGAGGGGUGGCAGCCAGGCCUGGGACCCUCCAUGAUUUCCACAGCCAUGAGAUCGCUGAGCAGCUGACCCUCCUGGAUGCAGAGCUGUUUUAUAAGAUAGAGAUCCCUGAAGUUCUCCUUUGGGCCAAAGAGCAGAAUGAAGAGAAGAGCCCCAACCUCACCCAGUUCACUGAGCACUUUAAUAACAUGUCAUACUGGGUCCGCUCCAUAAUUAUGCUGCAGGAGAAAGCACAAGACCGAGAAAGGCUGCUCCUUAAGUUUAUUAAGAUCAUGAAGCACUUGCGGAAGCUCAAUAAUUUCAACUCCUACCUGGCCAUUCUCUCUGCUCUGGAUUCAGCGCCCAUCCGGAGGCUCGAGUGGCAGAAACAGACCUCUGAGGGCCUGGCUGAGUACUGCAUGCUGAUCGACAGCUCCUCCUCCUUCCGGGCGUAUCGAGCGGCUCUUUCUGAGGUGGAGCCACCCUGCAUCCCUUACCUAGGCCUCAUCCUACAGGAUCUGACCUUCGUCCACCUGGGGAACCCAGAUUACCUCGAUGGGAAGGUGAACUUUUCCAAGCGCUGGCAGCAGUUCAACAUCCUGGACAGCAUGCGAUGCUUCCAGCAAGUGCAUUAUGACAUCAAGCGGAAUGACGACAUCAUCUCGUUCUUCAACGAUUUCAGUGACCAUCUGGCCGAGGAGGCCCUGUGGGAACUCUCACUCAAAAUCAAACCUCGAAACAUAACGAGGCGAAAGACAGACAGGGAAGAGAAGACCUAGGGGGAGGUGGGCAGAGGCCGUGGAUGUAAAGGGUCCCUCGGUGCCCAUGUGGACAGCAGCAGCGAGACUUGGACCUGUGACUGGGCCACGCCUCCCCACCUGGGGCAGCCCCAGGUAUUGGGUGCAUCUCGACAGUGAAGCUGUGACCGUUGGUGUGUGCUGCCUCCCCAUCGGGCCGAGGGAGAGGGCUGCCAAGGCAUUCCACUGCUGCUCAGUGCCAUAAAUCAGCUUUUGGUCUGGAGAAAGAGGGCGCCGGGGUCGGUGCGUCCCCACGUUGCCAGAUUUUGAAGUUGCCUCUGUGCUGUGUGUGUGUGAGAGGGAGAAUGAGAGAGAGAGAGAGAGGUCCUUCUGUUUCUGCCUGCCACAAGAGGCGAAAAGGCCAAGCGGUGUUGGAGCCACAGACGCCUCGCCAUGGCCCGUCGGGUAAGUGGCCCUUGUGCUGGAUCCAAAUGGCUGUCUUCAGCGAUGUUCCCUGUUCUCUCUCCCUCUCUCAAGAGCACCGUCUCAGAUUGGUUUUUCCAUGCUAGAGAACGGUGUGGGGGAGCGGGGAGAUGGGGAUGGGGAGAUGCAAAAUGACGUGAUGUCCUUCUCGGCAAAGCAGAUGGAUUUUCAGAGAUAUUUAACCUCAUGCUCCGCCCUCAGCAGCAGCACCAAGAAGGGCAAGGAAAGUGCAGGCAGCUGUCCUCUUAACACUGUGCCAUCCCCUCCCCUGCGCUCGCCGGGCCAAAUCCAUCCAGAUCACCUUAUUUAAAUAGACUGGGAAUCUCUCUCUCUCCUCCGCCUCGGAAAUCUGGAAUUGCCGGAGAUCUGUGAUUUCCCCCCCACCCCCAGGCAUCGCCUGGCUGUGCGUUUUAGGGAGGGGGGUGGUACUAGCUGUAACAUGGUAAAUAUGUAGUAUAUGAGACCGCCUGUAAAUACAAAUCUCUAGGCGCUGUUGGGUUUCUUUUUUUAAUGUUGAUGCAUGUCUGAAUUGCCAGCGGGGUUUUUAAGAGGAAAUGUAAACAAAAUAAAGCGGUAAGCAAUGUGUAUAGGAAAAAUGGAAACCCGCCACCCUUUGAAAUGAUCAACAGAGACGUCAGGAUGAGGGAGGCUUGAGCCCUUGAGUCCUGGUCGGAGGCUGGGCAGCGGACUACGAUGAGGGGAGGGACCCCGGCCGAUUUUGUUUCAGAGCUGGGGGGGAAAUCCAGAUCACACAUACGCAUGAACGGGCAUUCUCCAGUAUUAUCGUGGGGGCAUGAUCCAGUGGGAGGUUUGGCUCAGGUAGGGUUGCCAUGUCCCCCGGAAUUUAGGAUGUCCCCCGGAUUUUGCCUCCUCCGCCCAGAUUUACACAGAUUUCAAAUGCACUGCCCAGAUUGCCCGGAUUUUACUCCGGAUCCAAUUACAUGGGAGGGCAGAGGAGGAGCGGAAACUCUCCAAAUCGGCCAAAUAAAUAAAUAAAAUGUGAUUUAGUUGCCACGUAAUUGGCAUAAUAUGCAAAUUAGACCGCCUGGAUUUGGGAAGCUUGCAUGUGGCGACCCAAGGCCCAGGCCCCACAGAAGGGAAGGGCCUUGUGCCGCUCCUGCGUCUCAAUGGGUCUCCCGUAGGGGAGCUUCCUGCUGGCUCCUGUCUCGUUCCUGUUCUGCCACCCUUCCUAGCACUUGAUACCCGCUCCCUGUAGCCAGCAGGGGCCAUUAUUCCCUUUGCGGGGAAAAGCUUAAAGAUGCACCAACUUCAAAAAUCAUUUUAAAAUCACCCCUUUGCCCAAUAUCUUUGAAAUCUGGGUGGUAGCUUCCUUGCGCCCAUUGGGCACUAUCACCCACCACAACCUGCUCUGGGCCACCCAUGUGGAGCUAUAAGGCUGCUGAAAUCCCCAUUAUUCCAUAUGGGGGGAAAGCUUAAAGCCAACCAAAAAUUAUUUUAAAAAUCACCCCUUUGACCAAUUUCUUUGAAAUUUGGGUGGUAGCUUCCACCCAUUGGGAACUACCACCCAACCCACUUUGGCUACAAAAUGGGACUCCAGAUCUCCGAAUGUUUCAGAUCCAAAUCUAGGGUGAUUUGUACCUGAAUCUGGGCAAUUGAGGACAAGGGUGAUUUGUUUUGUAUACAAAUCAUCCGAAUCAGCCAGAUUCGGGUACAAGUUGUUUUGUAUCCGAAUCAUUUUGCACAUCCCUAAUAACAGCCAGGGCCUUCUUUGUGAAGAACCUUCCCUGAGGUGGGUCACUAUUUGAAGGAGCGAUCCACAAACACGAAGCAAGGUGGCUAAAUUGCAGCUUUGAGACUGUUUGCAUUGCUAAACUUUAGAAUAAACCAUUGAAACGUGAGCAACUUGCCCUCAGUGAGGAUUAAACUGAAGCGAAGUGGGGAUUAGAAGGGAAACCAAAACUGUCAGGGUCAAGGGGGAGAAAUUAGAUGUGGGGUCUGGGCAGUUUGGGAUAAACUCAAUGGCCUGGUUGGCCUUUUUCAAGUUGUCCGGAAGCUCUUGGUCUUGGCAGGGCUGCCAUGAAGCCUCCCUCAGCCUGACACUGCAUAUUUAUCGUGAACACAGUCCUGAUAGCAGCACCUACUUGCAAAGAACAUUUCAGAACCUGUUUCUUUUUUAUAUUAAAGGGAAAUAUGAUGAUAAAUGCGGUUGAUGAAUCCAGCCUGCGGUGAUCAUCAUGUUUACGGUGCAUGCGUUUGGUUGCCAAGAUUAAAGUGACAAUCGAACCCA
This is a messenger RNA of Hemicordylus capensis (graceful crag lizard), 7991 nucleotides long. RefSeq names its product Rap guanine nucleotide exchange factor 1 (gene RAPGEF1). Gene Ontology annotation, biological process: Ras protein signal transduction; positive regulation of GTPase activity. The transcript has 28 exons. The record is from RefSeq and is a predicted model, not a curated record. Gene Ontology annotation, cellular component: plasma membrane. Gene Ontology annotation, molecular function: guanyl-nucleotide exchange factor activity. Lineage: Eukaryota; Metazoa; Chordata; Lepidosauria; Squamata; Cordylidae. The coding region runs from base 1736 to 5302 and encodes 1188 amino acids.